CCACUAGAUCGCAGAAUAAGCAGCGGUUCUGUCUGUUGCUGUUACACGAACUUCUUCUGCAUCCUUUUCUAGACUUUACCUCCACUCACGUCACAGAUCACUGCAUUUAAACUCUAAAUUUAAACUCUAUAUUUAAACUGUAGAGCAUAAAUCAUUCAAUCUCCGUUCCUACCCCGAGCUCUAUUUGACCGAAUCAAUGAAUGACAGAUAAGACUGCAGGCCCCCGUGUCUAAGCGCAGUACAAAUGUCCAUAGCCUACUGUAGCCUAAAGAUGUUAAACAACUCAUAACCUUUGCUCACAUAGCCUUAAUGACGAGAUUAAAGCUAAUUGAUACCCUAGCAUCCUUUUUAUUCCCAAGCACAGGCGAGUUUAAUGUUUUGGGGAAAUCAUUCACUGUGUCAUGUAGCCUAUUCCUCUGACGAAAAGAAAAGAGGGCAGGAGUUACAACAGCUGGAUCAUUUUAGGGGCUGUUGCUGAGACAAGCCACGUUUUCAAGCAACUCAACCUAGAGCAGCCCGCGUUUAUGACAGAAGGCGUGUGUGAGGGAGAGAGAUAGCGCAGAAACACCUGGAUUACUGCUCACUCGAACAAACUUGCAACGUUACUGGGCCACAGCAUACUCUUGCAGAAAUCGUAGAGGAAAACACAUGUUUUUUUGUAUUCUUAUUUUUCAACUUCAGGACUAAGUUACUGAAUGUAAAGCCAGACUUUUAAGGACCUGGUGGUUUACAUCUUGAGGCACGGAAGGUUAAUUUGGUGGAAACAGACUAUGAAUCGCCUACAGCAGUUUUCUUAGAGGACUCCGGACAACACAAAUUCAACAUCUCACUGCGCUCUUGCGCAGACUCUGGCGACGGUCCUAGAGAGAAGCGGGAGCUUGAUCAUGUCUUUGUGGGUGAUCUUACCCAUCAGUUUGCCUGUCUUCAUCAUCACGGGAACAUGGGUGGUAUACGCCAUGGCUCUGUACAACCAACAUGUUUGCCCCGUGAACAACUGGCUGUAUAACCAGUCCUGUGAGCAGCCCCUACACUUACAGACUGAUCCAGUACUGUGCUGUACGCUGGAUAGCAUACCACUUAUCAGUAAGUGUGGAGCCCUUCCUCCUGAGAGCUGUUUGUUCAGCCUCAUCUGCAGCACCGGCUCCUUCAUGGUGAUGCUGAUAGGUCUGCUGCGGUAUGCCCAUGUGAUCGAUAAGCACCAGAAUGGCGUGCUCAACACGGCUGGUCUCUUCACUGGCUGGAUGUGUGCUGCAGGCCUCAUCAUGGUGGGGAACUUCCAGGUGGACUAUGCUAAAAUCCUGCACUACGUGGGGGCAGGGCUGGCGUUCCCCACCAGCAUGCUGUUUGUGAGUGUGCAGUCUGCACUGACCUACCGGCUGGCCAAGGCACAGGCGGACUACCACAUGGCUCACACGAGGCUAGCGCUGACCCUGCUAGCCUUCAUCUCUCUAGUGCUCAGUGGCGUGUUCUUUGUCCAGGAGAGCUUCGCCCUCCAGCACGCCUCGGCCAUCUUUGAGUGGAUCUUCGGCAUCAUCAUCUUGAUCUUCUAUGGCUCUUUCGCCUUCGAGUUUGACAGCGUGUCCAGCGACACCUUCAUGGUUCUGAUGCGCGGCGGCGGUGGCGGAUCUAGCCUGGUGGUGAUAGAGAAUAAAGCACCGAUGAUGAACGGCGGAUCUCUGUCUCCAGAUGGCGUCGCCAUUCUCUAGAAAAAAAGAAAAACCUUUGUGAGGUCACAAUGGCCUGGAUCAAUCACAUGACAUGACAGAGAGAAGAGAAGACUGUAGGACAAAGAGCCAAUCACGUGGCAGCAGACAUUCCGGUUGUGUUGCCCAUCAAGACAGACAGAGAACCAUGAUUUGUCCAUUGGACACAUGGUUGAGCUAGAUUUGUUUACCAGGAGUUGUCUCUUGCCUGAUGGACGUAGGUCAUCUACGAGCAUAUUGGGCCAAAUAACAGUAUGUCAGAUGCCAUAUUUCACCUACAAGGGCACUGGUCCAAACCACAGUAUGUCAGAUGCUGUAUGGCUUUUCUGUAAGUUCUCCAGUAAGGGUGCCAUAGCGAUGCUGUGCUCAUAGCCUCACUGGGAAUGAUGGACAUCAGCCAUGAGAGAAACUGCCAAGAAAGGUUCACAAGUGCCGAACCUUAUAUGACCUUAUAUGACCGUAUAACACAGGAAAUGCAAAUACAGAAGUGCCAAAGAACCUUUAAGCUCAAACUGGAAAGUGAAAAAAAACAGAGUGCCAUGCUACAAAGUGCCAUGCUACAGAUGCUACAUGCUACAGAGUGCCAUGCUACAGAUGCUACAUGCUACAGAGUGCCAUCCUAGAGUGCCAUGCUACAGAGUGCCAUGCUACAUAUGCUACAUGCUACAGAUGCUACAGAGUGCCAUGCUACAGAUGCUACAUGCUACAGAGUACAAUGCUAUAGAUGCUACAUGCUACAGAGUGCCAUGCUACAGAGUGCCAUGCUACAGAUGCUACAUGCUACAGAUGCCUAUUGCUUUGAAACAAGCCAAAUGUUAUUGAUCACACUCUUCAAUAUUCAGCUUCAUUUGAACAUUAUGUUAUCCAGUGAUUUUUAUUAAUAUUUGUAUCUGUCAUCUAUUAUCGUUUAUGUUUUUUGGUAAUAUAAUUUAUUGUAUGUAUGAGUAUAAGACUGACCAAAAGGAGAAUGUAAGAGCUUAAUCGUAUACUAUACCCUGAGAAUUGUAGGAAAACUGUUUUUUUUUUUUAAACACAGAUCUUCCCCAUCUAAAAGAGUUCCCAACUAUCUUCCAAUCGCUGUGUAAAGUGUAAAGUUACACUUUGUUUUCUACUUUCAGACUUUCAAUUUUUUUAAGCACCACUUUUUGGGGUUCAUCUUUACUUCUCACCAGAACAUUCCAUGGCCCUGUCCAAUCAGAGUCAGCUAAUUUCCUGCGUAGAGUUUUUGUCAGGCAGAGCAGCUGUUGCUCAAUCCCGCUACAAUAAAAACUCUUCCACUCAAAAA
This is a messenger RNA of Clupea harengus (Atlantic herring), 2988 nucleotides long. Its product is annotated as transmembrane protein 150A-like. The record is from RefSeq and is a predicted model, not a curated record. NCBI's taxonomy places the organism in Eukaryota, Metazoa, Chordata, Actinopteri, Clupeiformes, Clupeidae.